Molecule: messenger RNA, 740 nt
Organism: Perognathus longimembris pacificus (Pacific pocket mouse)
Lineage: Eukaryota; Metazoa; Chordata; Mammalia; Rodentia; Heteromyidae
Product: calmodulin-alpha-like
Exons: 1
Coding region: 15-464 (149 amino acids)
Molecular function (GO): calcium ion binding
Source: RefSeq, a predicted model, not a curated record
CCUUCGCUCGCACCAUGGCUGAUCAGCUCACUGAGGAACAGAUUGCUGAAUUCAAGGAAGCUUUCUCCCUGUUCGAUAAAGAUGGUGAUGGCACCAUCACAACAAAGGAGCUUGGAACUGUCAUGAGGUCAUUGGGUCAAAACCCAACAGAAGCUGAAUUGCAGGAUAUGAUCAACGAAGUGGAUGCUGACGGUAAUGGCACCAUUGACUUCCCAGAGUUUUUGACUAUGAUGGCUAGAAAAAUGAAAGACACAGAUAGCGAAGAAGAGAUCCGUGAGGCAUUUGGAGUCUUUGACAAGGAUGGGAAUGGUUAUAUCAGCGCAACAGAACUACGCCAUGUCAUGACAAACUUGGGAGAAAAACUAACAGAUGAAGAAGUAGAUGAGAUGAUCAGAGAAGCAGAUAUCGAUGGAGACAAACAAGUCAACUAUGAAGAAUUCAUACAGACAAUUACUGCAAAAUGAAGACCUUCUUUCAACAAUUUCCCACCUAGAAGAAUCAAAUUGAAUCUUUUACUCACCUCUUGCAAAAAAAAAAGAAAGAAAGAAAAAGAGAAAGUUCAUUUAUUCAUUCUGUUUCUAUAUGGCAAAAAUGAAUGUCAAAAGUCACUUCUGCCCCCCCCCCAAAUCUGCAUGUUUUGGUUGGUGGUCCUGUCCCCUAAAGAUGAAGCUACACAUGAGUUUUACAAUAUAAUACUUGUUCUACCUUAAUGAUAAGGAAGCACUUAGUGGAUUCCUUCC